AGUCUGCGUUAGCUGCGUUAGUUGCGCGCUUGGCGUUCUCGUGUUUCGCAUUCGUAGUUUCUAUCAUCCUCCACCUUGGCGAGUUUCGCGGCGUCGGCGUCGGCGUUGGUUACGACGGAAAUUCGAGACAAGACGCACGCAUAUACGCAAUAUUGUCAGACAUCUCGUUAUUUCCGCAAUACAGCUGAAAACAGCAAGCUCAACGUUAUUAAGGAAUUCUGUUGUCUUUUAUGUGGCCCUUGUAACCGGCUAUAGCUGUAUCUGUGUGUGUGUUUGUAUGUGUGUGUGUGCGUGUGUGUACGCGCGAACGUGAGCAAGGGAAAACGACACGGCGUCCAUCAGCGCGUCUCCGAAGGGAAAUAGAGAAUGAGCCAGACAUAUCAGGAAGAAAGCAUGGACAAGAAAGAAAUUGCCGAGGAAGAGAGAGAGAAGAUGCUGAACGCCGAAAACACUAAGCAUGCCAGCAUCGCACCUGCGCCCGAUGUCGAAUCCGAGGAGCAGAAACCGAAGAAGAUACCGAUCGGUGGCAUUAAGAUGCCCGGAUUUUGCCGUACAAAGAGCAAGGAAUCAUGCAAGAAUGAUGUGGCUCAACCAACGGAGUCUACGGAUGUAGAAUCAGCUUCCGUGGUAAUAAAGGAAAACGAGCAGAACGCUUUGUCCACGGAAAAGCCUAUUAUACCUGUUAAGGAUUCUAAGGAAAAGGAAGGACGAAGGGGAAUUUUAAAUUCCAUUCGGAUACCUUUGAUGUCGUCCGUUUUCUCCAGAAGAAAAAAAGAAGUCGAUACCGAAUUAGGACCAACCGGUACUGCUGGAUUAGCGAGUAUCGAAACACUCGACGACGGCGUUUCUGAGAAGAGGCCUAUCGUCGAUGAGGAUGGCAUGGAAACCGUGCGACUUGAUGAAGAAGAUGAACUUGACAGCAUUAAGCGACCAAAGCAUCCCCUGGUGAUCUAUCUAUCUACAUACAGGACACAUGUGUCCGUCUCAGUGGCGACUCUGCUGAUGCUGAUCGGCAUCAUCGUUAUUAUAUGUAUCGUCUGCGUCGGACCUAGGAGAAUUUCUACCAAACCUUUAAAGAACAACAAGUACAUCGAAGCAGUGACGUCGUGUGGAUUGGUGCAGGGUAUCUUGGAGGAUGGUGCUUACGCGUUCCGUGGCAUUCCGUACGCAAUGCCACCGGUGGGCAAUCGUCGCUGGCAACCAGCUGAAUCUUUGAGUCGCAUCGAACAUUGCUGGAACGGCACUUACUUGGCGCACAACUCCUCUAAGAACUGUUGGCAGCGUGAUAUGCACAAUCUCAUCGACGGCGACGAGGAUUGCCUCUAUCUUGAUGUAUUUACACCAAUAGUUGGAUACGAUUUUCCGUUACCCGUGGUCGUAAUGAUCGGCGCCGAAACUCUGAGUGGCGGUUCGCCCGGAGUAAUGCAACCUUCCGCCAAGCUGUCACACGUUCGUGACAUCGUAUUCGUACGGCCAAACUUCCGAAUGGGAAUUUUCGGAUUUUUGGCGGUUGAACCUCUUACUAGAGCGACCCAUCCUCCAACAUCGGGCAACUAUGGAUUGUCAGACAUCAUAACAGCCCUUCAAUGGAUACAGUUAAAUAUUGAAAACUUUGGUGGUAACAAAUCCUCCGUUACUCUGUGGGGACAUCGAGCAGGCGGCACUCUUGCAACGACAUUGAUCGGUUAUCGUCGAGCUAAGAGCCUUUUCUCGAAAGUGUGGAUAUCCAGCGGUAGCGCAAUCUUUCCAGGCAGGGAAUUGAGUUUGUCUGAAGACAUAAACCGACCAUUCCUUGAUUCAAUUCGUUGCAGCGACGCUGCCUGUCUCAAAAGCAAGAGCGCCGAAGAUUUGAUGGAUGCUGUGCCAGAGUCGUGGUACGUAGGUACCGUUGGUCUGCCAGAAAUGAAAGAAGAUUCGAGCAUCUAUAUGGAAAGGAGGCAUGAGUGGCUCGUUUUGGACGGAACGAUUCUUCAGGAACACGUCGGUGAAAUCUUGUCGCAAGAUAAUCUUAUGAUAAAGGUAGUGAUGGGUACCACCGCGCAUGCCGGUACCCCGCUGCAAUACCUGUCAUCAAAUGUCACUCUUAAUGCGACACAGGUCGAAAAUCUCGUACGAGAAUCCUUGCUCGGAAUUAGAGGCUAUACACAUGAAGCUCUGAGGCACUACAAUGCUACGUUGAAGGGAUUGAUCACAAUGAUUUCCGAUAUUCGUGUAGUAUGCCCGUUACUGACGCUCGCCAGAAUGAACACCAAUAUACCAUUUUACGUAGCCACUCAACCACGCCGACAGCAUUUGGCCGAUCCUGACAGUGACGCCGCGGCCAUUCUAGGAACCUAUGGUGCUGUUACGCCCGAGGAGAAGAGACACGUGUCAGCUAUGCAACAGUUAUUUAACCAUUAUGUGUGGCAUAAUGAAGUCGUGCAGGCUGAUCGGUCAGGCGCGAAGAGAGUCUUGAUUGUUGGUCAAGACGCUCUGCUCGCGCAAAGUUAUUCGAGUUGCGAUUUCUGGAUAAACAAAAACAUCGUACCUAAGUGUGGGCGGGUCGAUUAAAAGGCUUUUAUUAUCGUGCAAGUUUAUGUAGCAUCGGUAAAUUUGCACUUGCGAGUGGCGCGUAUUGUCCAUUGAAUUUCCGCGGACGCUAAUUUUCACAACACAAGUAUAUACUUUGACUAUUUAGUAGAUCGAUGCGAUAAACAUUCAUUGAGAUUAUACAAGACGAAGAACAAAGAUCAUGCCUUUGUGGACAUAUAAUAGUACCUGUUUAAUCUUGACAAUUAAUUAAUGUAAAGCCAAAAUAUAAAAUAGUGAUUUUUUUCAAAGAAAGAGGCGAAGAAAUUUAGUAGAUAUCCGUGUAUGCCGACGUGAAUUCGUUCUCAAUGCUAAAAUAUCACGAUAUUUUGCAACGAGAAACGUAUGUUAUUCUUUAUAUCUGAGACAAACGUACGUCUGGCUAUAAGAUACGUGGACUUAUCUGUAUGUGUAUAAAUGUAAAUCAAAUUGUAAUAUAUUUAUAGGGCAGCAAAACUUACCGAAAAGAAAAUAUGUAGGGGGGCACAAGUAUAAGAGAGAAAAGGAUCGAAUUAACGUCAUAAAUUAUACGAUUGUAUAUUCUUAUAAAAUGUAAGUGCGAAAAAGAUAAAAGGAGUAACGAUCUUUAACAACUUUUUAAUAGCGAACGAUAGCAAAUUCGAUUGAAUGCACUUAAUAUACUUAUUGAUGCAUAUUAAAGUCAUUAUACAUAAAUUGACAUAAAAAUACAUAUUUAAUAUAAAUAUAAA
Acromyrmex echinatior (Panamanian leafcutter ant) is the source of this 3278-nucleotide messenger RNA. It is a transcript of the gene Nrt, whose product is annotated as Neurotactin. The record is from RefSeq and is a predicted model, not a curated record. Lineage: Eukaryota; Metazoa; Arthropoda; Insecta; Hymenoptera; Formicidae.